Messenger RNA from Hydra vulgaris (swiftwater hydra), 2228 nucleotides. RefSeq lists its product as uncharacterized. Lineage: Eukaryota; Metazoa; Cnidaria; Hydrozoa; Anthoathecata; Hydridae. The record is from RefSeq and is a predicted model, not a curated record.
UGUUUGUGGUCGACUAAGUUUUAGUGUUUAGGGGAGGGGGAGGGUGACACUCCACUAUUGCCUCUUGUUUAACAAUGUCCGUACUGACUUGAUAAACAAAAACAACGAGAAAAUACCAUUUGAGGACGAGAAUUCUUUAAUGAAAUUUAGUUGGUUAGUUAUAAUAUCUUACUACAGGUCAUGUUUACAAACCUGAUUUUAAAAACCAAGAGUAUAAAUAUACAAGCUAAAAAUACCCAAAAUAUGUUUAACUUAGUUGAGAUAUGAAUAAACUAGGUGUUUAUGGCAAGAAAAUCUUAUGCCAGACAUUGUUGGCAACAUAGCUUCUGUUUCAAGUGACACUCAAAAUGACUGUUGUCAAUAUUGUCUUGACAGCUUUAAUAAUACCUUGGCUGCUUUCUUUCAUGAUUCAGUCUGCACAUGUUUAGAAAUAUCUCAUAUAACAGUUCCAUUUAAUGGAAGCUUUUAUACAUAUAUAACAAGAGAUCCUAUAAGACUUAACCAAUCAGAAUAUGAAUGUGGCCAUCGUGGAUCCUUUAAUUUACUAACUCUAUACUUUGUUGUAAGCUCAAAAGAAUUAUUUUAUGUGCAGUUUACAAACAUGGAUCUAAAUUCAAGUUUAUUGACCUCAGUCCUAAUGUUGACACCAGAUAGUAAACAAAUAAAUUAUGAUUAUACUACUGUUGGAAUUUCUAUUUCAGCAACUGGUCAUAGUUCUGAUAAUUUCUUUCAAGAUUUAGCUUAUAUAUUUUUGGUUGGCUUUGUAAACGUAACAACUCAGUUUGCAUUAUCAUAUACACGUGUAACUAAUAGUCCGGAAAGACUUAUUGUCUAUCUCAAACCUUUUAUUGUUGUGGCAAAUGUAAAGAAAAGUCAAGCUGCUUCUUCGGUUCUUGAUGUUUAUGCUUAUAAUGCUAUAAAACAAAAUACUUUUACAUCUGUAACUAGCAUCAAAAAUGAUUUUGAUGACUCAACAGCAGAUUCAGAAAAUGUCACUUUUGUAAUUUACUUUAAUGAAAAAUUAUUAAGACAUAAAGAACAUUACUUUGUUGUGAGUGGUAUGGUGUCUAAUUUGGCGACUCAAUUGUUUGUUGGAACAAACAUGUUUAAAAUAACUAUCCCAAGAUUACGAAUCGGUGUAAAAUUUCUUUUGAAUGUUUUUUUUUAUUCUCUAUUGAAAGACCAACAACAGUUUGAAUCUUUAUAUCAUGAGCUAUCAGCUAUAACUUAUCAGAAUGGAACACCUGUUCAAACAUUAGUACAUUUUAAUAAGCAGUAUUCAGAUAUUGUAGUGCAGAAACGAGCCGGAAAUCGUAAAUUUAUUGGUGAUAGGCUUUCACUGCUUCAAUUCAAUAACGUAUUUCUUGUAUGUGAAAGGGCAAUAGAUAGAACAAGAAAUUAUUGUGGAAUUUUGUCAUCUAAAAAUACAACAACAUUUACAAGACUUUCUGCUAUUUUUGUAGAACCAAUAUGCUUUGAUAGUAUAACAGAAACUAUUUAUUUUGAAGAUAAAUUUGGAAAUAUUUUGUCUUAUAAUUACUUCAAUAAAACUUCAAUAAGAUUAACUGAUACAAAAAAAAAGGUAUUGCAACUGCCAUCUUUAAUUUUACCAUUUACUGCAAGUAAAGAUCGAAGGUUGUUUUGUUGUAAUACAAAUUCACUAAUUGGAAAUUAUAGUGGUUUACCAUAUUAUAUUAAUGCUAACACAUUAAAAAUCACAAGUCAGAACAUAUUCUAUUGGACUCCGCCAAACAUAUACAUUCCAAAAAUAUUUUGAUUGGCUUCGUCCGUGUUUACUAAUAAUGUAACAAUAGCAGUGCAUUUUAUCAACAGGCUGAGUUGUCUCGUAUCACAAAAUUUAUAAAUAUUUAUUACAAGUUUGUUAUUUACGUUGUUUUUAUUUGUAAAUAUUUUGUUUAUAAAAACUAGUUUUUUUUCUGUUGUUUUUUUGUAAUUGUUGUUGUUGUUAUGUUUUUUUUGUUUUGUUUUUUGUUUGUUUGUUUGUUGUUUUUUUUGCCUAAGUGAAGUUUAUUGCGAUUUGAUAAAUAAUAAAAGGAUAACUGAUUUCCUUUUUAAUACUUUCUUUUUUGACGCAUGAAUCAAUUUAUACGGUUUAAUGUUUUUUUUUGUUAUUCUCUCUUACUAUGACUACACAUGAAUGUCUCAGUCAUAUGUUGUUACAUUAUAAAGUAUGAAAUUAUUAUAAAGUAUUCUUGUUUAUUAUCGGA